Danio rerio (zebrafish) is the source of this 2150-nucleotide messenger RNA. It is a transcript of the gene ddx55, whose product is annotated as DEAD (Asp-Glu-Ala-Asp) box polypeptide 55. Gene Ontology annotation, molecular function: nucleotide binding; ATP hydrolysis activity; RNA binding. Lineage: Eukaryota; Metazoa; Chordata; Actinopteri; Cypriniformes; Danionidae. Gene Ontology annotation, cellular component: nucleoplasm. The record is from RefSeq and is marked validated.
GUUUCCUAUUCGGAGCAUAUUUCCUGCAGCACACAGACUCUCCCCAUGUGUUUACUUUUGUGGAAUAAAUUUAUCUAAACUAUGGAAAACAUUACCGAUGGAAAAUGGGGGAGUCUGCCGGUGAAAUUACAUGACAACAUAUUACAGACUCUUAAAGAGCUGGGAUUUACAUAUAUGACUCCCGUUCAGUCUGCCUGUAUUCCUCUUUUUAUGAGUAAUAAAGAUGUGGCUGCCGAGGCGGUGACUGGCAGUGGGAAGACUCUUGCCUUUGUGAUCCCUGCAUUAGAAAUUCUUCUAAAGCGAGAAGAGAAGUUAAAAAAGAUGCAGGUCGGUGCGUUGAUCAUAACGCCCACCCGUGAGCUGGCUAUGCAAAUCAGCGAAGUGAUGGGUCGUUUUCUGCAGGGAUUCCCUCAGUUUACACAGAUCCUUUUAAUUGGUGGAAGCAACCCUAUUGAGGACGUGGAGAAGUUGAAGACUCAGGGAGCCAACAUCAUAAUUGCGACUCCCGGCCGAUUGGAGGACAUGUUUAGGAGGAAGGCUGAUGGACUUGAUUUGGCCACGGCUGUGAAGUCUCUAGAUGUCCUAGUCCUGGAUGAAGCUGACAGAUUGUUGGACAUGGGCUUUGAAGCCAGUUUAAACACCAUUCUGGGGUAUUUACCCAAGCAGCGGCGCACAGGGCUUUUCUCCGCCACUCAGACGCAGGAGCUGGAGAAGCUGGUGAGAGCCGGUCUCAGAAACCCUGUGCGAAUCACCGUGAAGGAGAAAGGGGUCGCGGCCUCCAGUGUGCAGAAAACCCCUGCCAAACUCAGCAACUACUACACCAUGUGUCGAGCAGAGGAGAAGUUCAACACUUUGGUGGCCUUUCUCAGGCAGCACAAGCAUGAGAAACAGCUGGUUUUCUUCAGCACCUGUGCCUGUGUGGAAUAUUUCGGAAAAGCCCUGGAAGUCCUGGUCAAGAACGUCAGCAUCCACUGCAUUCAUGGAAAGAUGAAGCAUAAACGCAACAAGAUUUUUGCCGAUUUCAGGGCUCUGAAGAGUGGGAUUCUGGUGUGCACAGACGUCAUGGCGAGAGGCAUCGACAUACCCGAAGUCAACUGGGUGCUUCAGUAUGACCCGCCAAGCAGUGCAAGUUCCUUUGUGCAUCGCUGUGGACGAACUGCACGUAUUGGAAACCAAGGAAAUGCGCUUGUCUUUCUUCUGCCAAUGGAAGAGUCAUAUGUCAAUUUCUUGUCCAUUAAUCAAAAGUGUCCCCUUCAGUCGUUUUCCUCAGUGAAAGAUGUGGUUGAUGUUCUGCCGAAAUUGAAGGCGAUGGCUUUAGGCGACCGAGCGAUGUUUGAGAAGGGCAUGAGAGCCUUUGUGUCGUAUGUGCAGGCGUACGCCAAACAUGAGUGCAGUCUGAUAUUUCGCAUUAAAGACCUAGAUUUCGCCGCUCUGGCUCGUGGCUUUGCUCUUGUCCGAUUACCCAAAAUGCCUGAAUUAAGAGGAAAGACCUUCCCAGACUUUAAAGCGGAGGCCAUUGACACAGACACCAUCCGCUUUAAAGAUAAAAACAGGGAGAAACAAAGACAAAAGUGGCUGGCGGAGCAGAAAGAGAAAGAGGUGCCGCUGAGGAAGAACUUCAUCAAGAACAAAGCCUGGUCCAAGCAGAAGAUCAAGAAGGAUAGGAAGAAGAAGAGGGCUUCCAAAAGAAAGCUAGAUCAGGAUUCGGACGCUGCAGAGGAAGACUUAAACGAGCUUAUGAAUGACACCCGUCUGCUGAAGAAACUGAAGAAAGGGAAAAUCACCGAGGAGGACUUCGACAAGCACAUGAGUUCAACGGACAAACACAAACCAGCAGGAAUAGACAGUUCUGAUGGAGACUGAGAAAGAGACGUCAUGUGUGAGACUUCAUGCUGUCGUUUCACUUCGAUAUGCUGUAUCAGCAGUGUUACUUCCUUUCUGAUUGACUUUCUCUGGGAUGUACGAAGUCCAUGCGUUCAUCACCAAUGUGCUUUUGUACUAACAAUAUUAUACACAGUACGUCACUUGUAAUUAGAAAUGUAUAAUGCUGUCAAAUCAUCUCUGCAGGACUGUGUGAUUUAUACUUUUUCAUUAAGAAUAAUGUUGAGAUGAAUUGCGCUGAAAAUAAAGCAAAUGUAAUAUGACUCCCA